Capsicum annuum is the source of this 1239-nucleotide messenger RNA. RefSeq names its product nudix hydrolase 18, mitochondrial. The record is from RefSeq and is a predicted model, not a curated record. Gene Ontology annotation, cellular component: nucleus; cytoplasm. Lineage: Eukaryota; Viridiplantae; Streptophyta; Magnoliopsida; Solanales; Solanaceae. The transcript has 5 exons. Gene Ontology annotation, molecular function: pyrophosphatase activity. The coding region runs from base 110 to 901 and encodes 263 amino acids.
UAACUGCCAAAUUAUAAUAAUCCUACAUAUACUUGAAUUAUCUUCCAUUCCAUUUUUUUUUAUGAAGAAAACUCUAGUUUGAUUUUUAUUUACUUCAUCGAUUUUAAAAAUGUUGAAGACAUUUUCUAUGUCCUCCCGUAUAGGAAGAGACUUACAGAGAUAUAAUGAAGGUUGUCGUCAAGUUGUUGGAUGCAUUCCAUAUAGAUACAGAAAUAGUUACCAGUCAGGUUCCAAUAUUGAUGAUUUGGAGUUUUUAUUGAUCAGUUCACAGAAGAGUCCAAGAUUGAUGUUCCCAAAGGGUGGUUGGGAAAUUGAUGAGUCCUUAAUAGAUGCAGCUUUACGCGAAACCUUCGAGGAAGCUGGUGUUCUUGGCGAUGUUGAAGUUCAAGAUUAUUUAGGUACCUGGAAUUUCAAGAGCAAAAGCCAAGGCACAUUUCAUGAGGGACACAUGCUGCCAUUGUAUGUCACUCAGGAAUUAGAUGAAUGGCCGGAGAAAUCUGCCCGUCAACGUUUAUGGAUGAAAUUUAACGAAGCUAGGGAAGUAUGUUGGCAUCCAUGGAUGAAGGAAGCUUUGGACGUCUUUGCUUCAAAGCUUGCUAAGAGAAACAAAGAAAAGCCUCAGACAUUAUUAUACCCUUUCAAUGAAUUGUCAAUUGAGGCAAUGUCAAAUAUUGAUACUACUCCAGUACCUAACCAAAUGUACAAUAUUGAAGAACCAAGAAUGGAUAACGUUGAAGCUAAUCCUUUGACUUGUGAAGAACCAAGCAUCAAUCCAAUCUUUGUAGCCGAUUCGAUGUUCAAUGGGACAUUGUUCAGUGAAGAAUUGGGAAUAAGCCAUAUAGCUAGUACUACACCAAUGUUCAAUGAGGAUACAAGAAUAAGCAUUAUCGCUCAUAGCUAGCAACGAAAGGAAGGAGAGCCAUCAACAAGCUUAGGAAGCAAAAGUGACGGAUUCAGAAUUUAGAAUUUAUCUCUAUAACUUUAUAUAUAUAUACUCGUUUUUGGCAUAUGUGUGCUUAGUUCAAACCUGAAGGACUAAAUUCUGAGAGUUCUCAGGGUGCCAGCAACCAGGAAUGAAGACCAUAUAUGAAAGUAUGUGUUAAAUGUAAUUACUUAGGGACUUAAUUAAGGCUAUAAUGGUCUUACUUUUGUUGCUUGUUGUAAAUACUCCUUGACCAAUAUAUAAUGACUAUAUUGUAGAGACUCAAAUAAUAUAUAUACUAUCUCCAUUUCAGUUUA